This is a messenger RNA of Daphnia pulicaria, 8752 nucleotides long. RefSeq lists its product as uncharacterized. Gene Ontology annotation, molecular function: actin filament binding. The record is from RefSeq and is a predicted model, not a curated record. The transcript is spliced from 15 exons. Lineage: Eukaryota; Metazoa; Arthropoda; Branchiopoda; Diplostraca; Daphniidae. Gene Ontology annotation, biological process: actin filament organization. Bases 1047 to 7625 code for a protein of 2192 amino acids. Gene Ontology annotation, cellular component: actin cytoskeleton.
CAGUCGGCAGUGAGCGCCGCACCUGAACGGUGUGCAGUUUUUUCGUUUUCCAACCUCGUGAAGAAAUUUUUGUUAUUUUUUUUUUGUUAUUUUUAUUUCGAUUUCUUUUUUUCCAUUUUUUGAGAAGAAAAGUGGAAGAAGAAGGAACGUUUUUUUGUUUUGUUUCUCACGACCGAAUCAAGCGGGACUAUUGUCUUGUGUUUCACACACAUUACCCGACUCUAUUUGACACACACACACACGAUUCGCUGUGCCUUUGCUUCUGCUGCGCUUCGAUUAUUUAACAAUCGUUUCGCAGUAGUAAAUCAUGCGUGCUGUGCUUCGCCGACCCCCGAGCUGUCACGAGAGGCCUUCACGGCCAUUUUAAAAAGUUCAGAAAAAAAAAAUUUUUGUUUUUUAAAAAAUCAUUUUCAAAAAGUUGCUGAACCCAAUCCCGGACCACCCCUAAAUCAAAAGUUGUCAUUCGACAUUGAAACAACUGGUUUAUAUUGUUGGGAUAUUAUUAUUAUUAUUAUUACCAUUUCUUUUUUUCCCCCGGCGAGAUUACAAGACGAGUUCGCUUAUUAUUAUGCAGAGUAACCCAACAUCGCAGCAGCGGGGAAUGAAAAGUUGUGGGGAUUAAAAAACAAAAUUUGAAUAACUAUGGCAACGCCGCCGCCGCCGAAUUGUUUGAUGGAGAAGAAAUACCCCAGAGGCCCCAAAGCAGAAUGCAUUGAAAUUCUUCUGGUUAUGUCCCCCUAGUGAUUGUUGCUGCUGCUGCUGCUGUGUGCUGCUGCUCGUGUGUUUUGAAAGUUUUUUUUUUUUCAUUUUUAUUUGGUGUGGAAACUUGACUGUGUGUGCGAGUGUGUGAGUUUUGUUUGAUCAUAAUUUGAAAAAGGAAAAAUGUCGACAUGACGCCAUGACUGCACCGGGUUACCGUGAAGGUGAUGGCACGAUUUGGCCCUAACCGGACAGGAGGAAUAUUUCCAAUUGAAAUAUAGGGCACGUCCAAUCGUUUUCGUGUGUGCAAAAAAACGAGCCCAUCAAACUAUUGAAACUCUGAGAAAAUGUCCAAAGCUGACUGCAGGAAGUUUGCUCCCAACGUUUUCAACAAGAACAAGUGUGCCAGCUGCUUCAAAGCCAAGGAUGAGCACAGCGAUGAGGCCCUGGAGAACAAUCGGGCGAGCCGGAAAGUAGCCAAAUGCGGUUACCUGUUUGCCGCGCCCGACUGGGACUUCUCCAAUCCCAUCAACCGGACCAAGCGAUGGCAGCGGAGAUGGUUCGUCCUCUACGACGAUGGAGAAUUGACCUACUCGGUGGACGAACACCCGGAGACGGUGCCGCAGGCCAUCAUUGACAUGAAUCGCGUGGUGGAAGUGUCUUACGAGGCGGAGGAGGUGACUGGCCACCCAUUCAGCCUGGCGUUGACGGCGGCCGAUCGGGUCCACUUUCUCAAGGGGACGUCGCGUGAAGAAUCAAAGUGGUGGUUCGACAUCCUCUCCAUGUUCCCCAGGACUAAUAUGAAGACCGGACGUCAUAAAAGGAACGCCACCUUCCCCGGAAGCAAAGCCACGACGAUUAUCUCGACGCAACAACAACAACAACACCACCACCACCACCAGCAGUCGACGGCUCCCAAUUCGCCUUGUCUCAGCAAAGGUGUUUCGAUCCAGCCGUUCCAGACGCCGCCGAUGGCCCGACCGCGUUUCCACAGCCACACGGAGUCGCUGAUGCGGAGCGGUGCCCAGCACACGACGACGUCGUCUUCGUCGUCGAUGACGGGAGGCCUGCAGAACUUUAAUUCGCUGCCGGUCAAGGACACCAACGGCCGGAACGGCAAUUCAACUAGCGGUGGCAAUAACAACCGAAUUUCCAUCGAGGAAGACGACAUUAUUCCCGUCAAGGAAGUGGCGACUCUCAGUGUCCCAUCGGCCGUCGUCGCCACUUCGUCGUGUCCGCCACUGCCCGCCAAAGUUGUGCCCGCCGAGAAGGAGAUCCUCAUCGUCGACAAGGAUUUUGACGAUAAAAUCAAAACGAGACGUGUCAUCCGCCGGGAGAUCCGCGGGGCUCGAAGCGCCCGCUGCAAUUCGGAAAUAUUGAGCAGCCUCAUCAUCCAGCCCGGCAACAACAUGAACAACAACAGUAACGGCCACAGCAACAACAGCGGCAGCAAUAACAGCGCCCCAGGCAAAGGUUACGCCCUGGUUCUGCCCAGCUCGACCUUGACGGCGCCCAUAGGCAGCAAGAACAACGCCGGACUGGGCAGCAGCUGCACUCCGUCCGAACGGCCGCGAUCGGCUUUAUUGCCGCCCGUCCCUCCUCCAUCAUCGACAACGACGGCGGCCACGGCCGUGGUCGCCGCCAGUCCCGUCCCGCCACGCUCGCCCGUCAUCAGCGCCAACCCACACAGCCCGUUUUAUCUGUACAUGGCCGACGUCCCACGAAACCGACAUUUCGAGAGUCUGGAGAGUUUGCAACAUGCUUUCACUAACAUGAAUAGUCCGUCCAGAGCUAGACACAGCAGCUCCAAGGACAUGCCGGACUCUGGUGUGUCUCACAAGACGGAGCCGGCAACGCCCGUCAUCGCCACCAAGGAUCGACCCAUGAGCAUGCACGAACUGGGGUCCGCCUCGGCUGAUCGACUGCGCAGUGGACUGUCGUCGUACGAGAGUUCCCCAGUUCGCCCAGCUGCCGCCCUCGAACGACAAACGACAACGACUCGUCAACCCGAAACUAUCAAUCCGCCCGGAGAAGCGGUACGAGGAGAUCCGGAUGGAUGCGGAUUAGACCCCGUGACGUCCUUCUGCUCGCCAUUACCCGAUCGCCGCUCGGCGCUGACAUUGACGGCCCCGCUGCUGGACGACAGUCUCAAAAAGGGUUGGCUCCUCCGCUUAUCUUACGGAGGAGAGUGGAAAAAGUACUGGUUCGUUUUGAGGUACAGUUUGCUGUCGCUGUACCGCGACCACGCGGCGGAAGACGCCGGAUUGGCCGACGAGACGAUCGAUUUGGCCCAGAUCGCCAGCGUGGACGAGACGGACUCUGGCCGGAGCUAUGGCUUCCAGAUGGCGGCCGUCGACGGCAAGAGGCUCUACUCUCUGGCAGCUCUCACCUCCGGCAUCCGCACCCAGUGGAUCCAGGCCCUGCGCAACGCUUGCAAUCAAGGCAAAAUGGCCCACCUGCCCACCAAGUUGCUGUCGGCCGCCAGUAGCGCCGCCGCACUCAAGGCCGUCAAGGAGAACGUCGAUCCGGCCGCCGUGUCCCGCCGCGAGGCGGAUGACGAAUCGCUGGAAUCCUACGACGGAUCGACCACCGAAGACGAGGACGAAGAUGAGCUGGACGACGACGACGACGGUGACGUUAUUGUCCAUCAGUCGGAAGACGAUGAAGACGAGGACGGCCAAGACAACGAGAAUCCACCCGGACCGGAACCCAUUCCGUCGCUUCCACUGUCGCCUCCACUCAAUCGAACUCCAAUGUCCAAGGUGAAAGAGCGGGACCGAUCGAGGUCCAGCUCGAGAUCUCGCUCCCGGCACCGUUCCGCUUCGCCGUCGUCGGUGAGAACCAACAGCCCGCCGACGGCUGGGCUGGUGAUUUCCGUUCCGCCUCCGUCACACGGUGGUGGGGAUGCGCCGGCCGGUGGUGGCGCCGGGCACGUCCAGAAUCGACUCGACGCGGCCAAGGGUGAAAUCACCCGUUUGCUCAACGAGCGUCGAGAGCAAGAGAGAGAGGCCCAGCAGCAGCUGGUGACGCUCAACGCCAGGCUGGCCGAGAAGGAGCAGCAAAUGAACCGAUUGGCCGGCAUCCUCGAGGCCAACAAAGCCGAAAGCAAACGCCAAUUAAUCGACAUUCAGAACCUGCUGGACCAGAAGGAAGCGGAACUGAGGUCGUUGAGGGACGACUCGGCCAACGGCCGGGCGGAGAACGCUGAACUGCGUGACAGUCUCAAGCGUGAACGCUCGGAGGUUUACAAAUUGCGCGACGUGGCCCAGGAGCUGCGCUCCCUCCUGGACAGCCGCAACGACACGCUCAAUCAGCUGCAAAGCAAAACCAACGAGGUGGAGGUCCUCAACCGGAGGCUCAAGGCCACGCAGGAGAACCUCAGUCAGACCCAGGAGCGGCUCCAGCGCGGAAUCGAGGAGAACGAGGGACUUUUCGCCCGGCUCAGGCAGAUGGAGGACAACCGGGCCGGUGUAGGAGGUGGCGGCGCUGCUUGUGUCGGAGGAGUUGGAGGGUCCGGAACAGCCGGAUCGUCUUCUCUGAGGCGCAGCCGCAGCUCGACGGGCGGCUCCAUGCCGCUGCCGCUCCAGCUGUGCACCCGCAACCUCCUGGGCGGCAGCAGCAAGAAGAGUCUGCCCAGGCUGGACUCGCUGAGCGACUUGAGCAACAUCGACUACGACCUGGACCUGGAGUCGCUGGACCGCGAGAGUCUGGUCGACGAGUACGUGGAGCUGCGGGCCCGGUUCGAGCGAUCCCUGGUGGAGAUCCGGGCCCUCAAGCGGGAGCUGCGCCAGGCCCAGUCGGCCGUCGACGGCUUUGAAGUGGCCCAGAUGGCCCUCAAGCAGCAGUGGCAGGCCAAGGAGACGGACUACAACUCACAGCUGAGUCUCAUGGCGGCCAGGGUCCAGGACCUGACCAGCAAAAUGGCCGCCGCCGACAAGCAGGUCCGCCAGCUCAAGAUCAAGGUGGCCAAGUCGGAGAGCCGCGAGAAGAGGCGGACCCAGUCGCUCAAGGGCCGCGAAUCCUUCCAGCUGUCCAAGGAAGUGGAGGACAAGCUGGUCGAUCUGGAACACAAAAUGGCCGCCCUGGGCACUCCGUCUUCUGCCGACAAAGAAGGUCCGCCGUCCAGGGCCCGAAAAGGAUUCGAGGAGCCGACCAAAUCGUUCCGGAUGCGACGCAAGUCACUGGAGGGUGGCGCCGUCUCCGGCGGCGGCGACUCGGUCAAGAUCUUGUUGCGAGUCGACCAGCUGGAACAGCAACUGGCCGGCCGUCAGAGCACCACCCCCACCCCCAGCGGUGGCAGGAAAUCGUCGUCGACGUCCAUCGAGCGCAAAAACUCGCUGCCCGGCAGGUCACCGCAGGGCAAACCGCCUCGUUCCAGCCCAUUGAAAGUGGUGACGGCCGGCACGGGAUUGUCCGCCAAACACUCUGUCACCCACGACGGGCCCAUCAGCCGCUCGUCGAAACUUGUUCAAGAUCUGGAACAGUGCGUCGUCGAGCUGGAACUUAUGUUCGACGGUAACAAGAUGGACGGCCAGAGUCUCAUCGGCAAAAUCCGCAACAUCCAGCAGGAAUUGCUGAACCCGGACGGUGUCCGCGUGGCCGUCUCGACGUCUGACGGAGCCUCGCAGGUGGAAAAGAUCCAGGACCUGCUCAGGGUCCGUCUCUCUGAGCUGAAAGUCAAGCGCGAUCAGGUCCGCAGUCUGGGCAAACUGGACUCGGCCGCCGUCAGCCAGAUCGCCGCCGAGAAGCUGGCCUUGGAGCUGGCCAUCGCCGAGCAGUUGUCGACCGUGACGGCCGCCAAGCAGCCGGAAGAGAGGGAAAUGCUCCGCGACGCCAACUGGACCAUCCACAAGCUCAGCUGGUUGAAACGCAAAUUGAACGGCGAGCGAUCGGCGCCGGCCCUGGACCAGUCGACCAGUUUUGGCACUUACUGCUCCGCCCUGGCCGAGCGCCUCUCGGCCAUCGCCGCCAUCUCCAGCACCUCCCGCUCUCACCAAGGAGCGGAAUUAGCGUCCGAGCUGGCCGGCAAUCCUCCGCUGCUGCCGCCUCGAGUGGCCCAGCAGCUGGCCGAGGAGGAGCGCGACUUGUCGAUCCUCUUCUCCAAGUACAAGGAGGAGAAGCUCCAAGAGCUGGCCCGCCUGCUGGCCCACGAGACCCUGCGCAUGGGCGACAGUCCCAGCGCCGACAAUCAGCUGGUGGAGGAGGUCAAGGUCCGCGAGGCCUGGCUGGAAGCCCAGGAAGUGGCCAACAAGGAGCUGGUGGACAGCGAAGUCCGGCAGGCCAUGACCCGCAUGGCCGAAGUCUUUGCCGAAGACGUUGCCGACGAGGAGCGUCUGGCGUCCGCCCUGCUCCUCUGGCCGGCCCAGCAGCUCCAGUACGAGCAGCGCUGCCAAGUGGUGGAGGAAGUCCUGCGCUCGGAGAUGGAAGAGGCCGUCCUGCUGCUAAGCAAUGCCUACGAACGGAGCCUCCAGCAGAUGAAGUGCCAGUCGUCGCUCCUGCAUCCGCCGGAAGGCGAUCUGGAAGCGGCCCUGAGCGAAUUCGCCGAAGUGGUGGCCCACAAGGCCCUGAUUGACGGCCACAUUGCCGUCCUGCAGGGCGAGACGCCGUUCCAGCCGCUGGCCACUAGCAGCGGAUCCGAUUCCAGCAUCGUCCAGAACGUCAGCAUCAUCCAGGAGACGGAGGCCAUCAUCAACUCGAUGUGCAGCCCGGACUUUUUCCCGGCCUCACUCAAUUGCGGCGAAGUGGCCGCCAUCCUGCACCGCAAUUUGGCCGAGCCCCGUAGCAACAGCAAACCGGAAGACUCCUCCCCCUCUUCCGGCGGAAGAGAAUCUGAGCGGAACGGCAACGGGAAUAACGCCAAGUCGUCGGCCAUCAACGAGGACAUGAUCCGGCAAAAGUACCAGGCCGAAAUCGAGCAGCUGCGCGCCCUGACGGAGAAGGGCAUGUCGGCCAUGGAAGGAUCUCACAAGCGAAUCAUCGCCCAGAUGGAAGAGAAACACCAACAGGAUCUGAACCGCCUCCAGGUGGAAAAGGAGCGGGCCCUUGCGGAAGAGACGCAGGCCACCCUGGCCGCCCUGGACGCGAUGCGCAAGGCCCACGAGGCCGAAGUGCAACGCGAAAUCGCCCGCUUCAAGGAAGAGUUUCUGAGCCAGGCGGCGGCCCGCCAGGCUCCAGCCCAUCGGGAAUUGACGCCCAACCGGGAGCAGGAGAUGGAAGAGAUCCGCCGGCAGAUCCUGUCGCUCAGCGAGAAGUACUCGCACAAGUGCCUGGAAUCGGCGGCCCUGGAGCAGAAAGUCUCGUCGCUCAGCCAGCAGAUGGCCGUCUCCCAGCGGCAGAUCCUCGACCUGGAUUCGCGCAACCAGCAGCUCCGCUCCUUCCUGGACACUGGGAUCGGCGUCGACCACCAGCCGGACGCCAGUCCGGCCGAAUUGCUCCGCGCCAAGGAGAGCCAGUUGCUCAUGUUGCAGGAGGACGUGGCCGAGCUGCAGUUCUGCCUGCGGGAGUCUCAAUCCCGCGAGGAAGAUCUGGCCGCCAUGGCCCGCAACAUGGGCCAGUACCUGCGGACGGAGCGGACCCUGCAGUCGGACGAAGUGGCCGCCCUGCGCCACCGACUGGAGGACCUGCUCCUCCUCAGCGGCCACUCGAGCGUCGGAGGCAGCGGCCCCAGCGGCCUGCAGUCCAGCAGCCUGCUGGGCCGGAAGAACAGCAGCGGCGACGACAAGAGCAGUCCGUCGCGAGAGUCGCCUCCGCGCGAGUCGAUCCGCUUCCACUACGUCCGCUCCAAGGACUUGACCCGCUCGCCCAGCUGCCCCCGACUGUCGGGUUUUUUAUCGCUGGCUCCGAGACUGACGGCCCGCUCAGUGCUCCCUCCCAAGGAUCUGUCCACCAGUCAGGUCCCGUCGGGAUCGAGCGCCACCCACCACUAACCUUGCCAGUCGCGCAUACCUUGGCGCCGCCACCGCCACGACGCCCGUCCCUCAUAACCCCGACGACGGACAGAACGGUGACGCACAAGGUGACUGUCAAACUUGGCCGGCCGGCUAUCUCGGAGAUGAGUUGCUUCAGUGCAGCGGACAAGGGCCUCAUGACCUUUGCCCUGCCGCUAACACCAACAACCACAACAACUAAUCUGAUGACCACUACUACGCAAUACUACUACCACUCGUUCAGCUUUGUCGAUAGACGUCCAGCACCUAAAAUUCCUCCGUCCACUCGUCCGUCUCCUCUUCCAUCUUCUUCUUCUUCUUCAUCGACUUGCACUUGGUCGUCCUCGUCCGCUUCUUCUCGCCUUAAUGCAGGUACUGCGGCAGCCACAACCCAUCCGUCCCGCCUAGUUCCCGUCAAACCGGACACGUCCAGCCCCCACCACCACCGAAGGCCAUUGAAUGUUCCUCCGCCGCCUUCCCCGUCCUCUUCUUCUUCUUCUUCUUCACUGCGCAGCAGCUCAACCGACGCUAAGUCUUACCUGAAACCUACCAAGGCUUCCUCGCUUAAAGCCCCUGGCACCACCACUACGAGAGCCAACAACAUUUCAUUCUGAAUUUUUCCUCUUUUAAAUCUUCCUUUGAUGCGCCGUGUGGGAUGAGGCUUUGUUGUUAUCAUCUCUUCCUUUCAAUAAUUUGAAAAAAUUUCAAUUUUCUGAAUUUCUUAUUUUUUCUUUUCUUUUACCCCCUUCCCAAUGUCAAAUCUGGACAUCCUAAAAAAGUAUUUUUUUGAUUACCAACGAAGAAAAAAGAAAACACUGAAAUCAAGAUCGAUGUGGCUUAUUAUUAUUUCAUUAUUUGAUAUCAACAGAGAAACAAAAUGUAUCAAAACUAACUUGUGUAUUUGCGAAACUAAUUUUUAUACGAUUUUUGGAUUGUUUUAUUUGGCUUCUCUUUUUUUAAAACAAAUUCUAUUUACUAGUGCGUGCUGCCGUUGCUUGUUUUUUUUUUAUCCCCCAUUUUUUUUUAAUUAUUAUUUUUAUUACAAAAUAAAUAAUUCAACAUUCAUCUGUGCCUGACCACAUUAAGGAAAUAAAAUGAAGUUUAUGACGGUGGUUUUAAUAACUAAA